AUGCUUUCACUCAUUCUGUCUGCUGAACUGGAGGGUGUCACGGGCCUCCGGCCUACUGAUACCGAGGAGAACCCGUACUUCUACACUUUCCGCGUGAAGUGCACCUCGUGCCAUGAGAUGCACCCGAACUGGAUCAGCUUCAACCGCUUUGAGCAGCAUGAGAUCCCCGGUAGCCGUGGUGAGGCCAAUUUUGUCUGGAAGUGCCGUCUCUGCAGCAAAACCCACUCCGCUAGCAUCACUGCCGGCCCUCACGUCUUCGAAGUCCAGGAGGACCCAAAGAAGAAGAGGAACGGCCAGAAGAUCAUCGACAUGGACUGUCGUGGACUCGAGUUCACCGAGUUCAAGCCCGAUUCAAGGGUACUGAGUCGAACACCCCCUUUCUCGGGUAUUGACCUCUCCGAUGGUGAGUGGUAUGACUAUGAUGAGAAGUCGAGUGAGGAGGUUAGCAUUAAGGAGAUUACUUGGACCGUUGGUCGGUAA
This is a messenger RNA of Penicillium atrosanguineum, 480 nucleotides long. Its product is annotated as CXXC motif containing zinc binding protein. The record is from RefSeq and is a predicted model, not a curated record. NCBI's taxonomy places the organism in Eukaryota, Fungi, Ascomycota, Eurotiomycetes, Eurotiales, Aspergillaceae. The transcript has 5 exons. The coding region runs from base 1 to 480 and encodes 159 amino acids. Gene Ontology annotation, molecular function: zinc ion binding.